Dioszegia hungarica is the source of this 3276-nucleotide messenger RNA. RefSeq lists its product as uncharacterized. The transcript is spliced from 15 exons. Gene Ontology annotation, cellular component: nucleus. Bases 1 to 3276 code for a protein of 1091 amino acids. NCBI's taxonomy places the organism in Eukaryota, Fungi, Basidiomycota, Tremellomycetes, Tremellales, Bulleribasidiaceae. Gene Ontology annotation, molecular function: histone methyltransferase activity; zinc ion binding; protein binding. The record is from RefSeq and is a predicted model, not a curated record.
AUGGCUGACCUUCGCGGUAGCGGCUAUGGCAACGCCAUCGCUAUAGAUUCCUCGGACUCGGAGGGAGACGGCCGGCCCGCGCAACCUGCUCCGCGCGUCCAUCAAGGUCCGCCCCCAUCUAGACGUCAAGUCGUCGUCAAUCCUCGACCUAGCCAAUUGAAGGCUGGGAGGAGACCGACGUCGACUGGAAAGACGCUGGGCGGGGCGGGGGCAACGGGUACGGGAAGUGAAGCGGAUGGAGAGGGAGAUGAUUCGCUGGGGCUCCCGUCUGUGACUCAGAAGAAGAGGGAGAGGCAGGAGAGCUCUGCGAGCCCGCAGUGGGAUGGAGGGGCAUGGAGGAAGAAAGGCAACGGCAAGGGCAAGAGCAAGGAGAAGCACAAGCGCAACUCGGAGAGGGCGUCUGAUACGUCGAACUUGGACGGUACUGGGUCCAGAUCAAGACCCCAGAAGAAGAAAGUGCUCCCAAGCAACGUCAUCGAGAUCUCCAGCUCGGAAGACGAUCUCCCUGGUCCAUCACGGCCUCGUCCGUCCCUCUCGGCCACCCCCCAGAAGACCCGUAUACGGACGGACGAGCCCUCCAACUCCCCCUUCCGGCCCUCUCCGAGCAAGACGCCCGGCGGAAGACCUAAAAAGCGGAUAUCGAUAUUGGAUCAGCCGCACAUGUCCAUCUCGCCCGAUGUGCCGAUCGUUCCAGCGCUUUGGCGGGCUUCAGCUUCCGCUGCAGGCGUCCAGACAUCAAAGGGAAAGGGGAAGGCUAGAGCCAGGGAGGAUCCUCCCGCGGGUGCAGCUGGGUCGUCGGGGGCCGGAUUCGAGGGCGGUGGGAGUGCGGUGACGGCGCUUGAGGCGGCGCUGGACAGGACUGGGAGUGUCGAGCUGAUGAGCCGCGUGCUGGAGAGCGGGGAGGGAUCAAGGAAUAAGCGGGACCUUGCCCCUAUCGAGGAGGACGAGGAUGACCCGAUGGAUGGGUACGGGAACGACAACCGGGAUAGUCCCGGCCCAUCUCAGCUGAAACGGCCGCCUUCGUCUUCGCCAGUCGGCCGGCCCAGUAAGCUCAAGAAUGGCGGGAAUGCUCCUCGACGGCGCGUCGUCGAGACCCCCUCGAGUCCGAAAGUCGCGAACGACGAGAGCGAGGCGCCGUCUGCGCCAACCUUCAUGCCUAUGGAGCAGCCGCGCUCUGAUACCGCGGACAUAAAGGGCAAGGGGCGGAUCCGAUUGUCGGCGGACGGAGAAGAUGAGCUGGAUACUCUGCGGACGCCUUCUGUUCAUGGCUCUCCGCUCCUUGCCGCAGCUGGAGCGAGUGCGUCUACUGCAGCUCCGCAAGUUCUCCAACCUCGAGCAAUCCCUCCCUCAGCCGCUGCUGGUCCGUCCAGACUCCUUUCCCCGCCAACUGCCGUCCACUCCCGCACAUCCACGGACCCGCUCGACCUCAUCACCCAAGAACUUGAUGAACCGCUCGACGAUUUCCCACCCCUAUCGGACUCGGUCGAGCCGUUCCACUUCAUCUUUGACGACUCCGUACCAGGUACCGCGGCCGAAUCGCCCUCCAAUCCUCUCCCUGGCGACGCCGAAGAGGAAGAGCAGUACUCUGACGACGCGCUCGAGCGGGCUUUGACCGCUCUAGUCGAUGACCCAAACAUCCUAGGAGGCGAUGAUGAUGGUCUCGACUUGUUGCCCUCGCCCGAUGCUGGUCCGUCAAGGUUGUCAUCGGCGGCGGUGGAGGAUGCGAUCGAGGAUGCGACGGUCGGCGUGGACGAGGUGGAUAUUGCGGAUCCGGCGGGUCCGUCUUCUGAUACAGGGCUGGAGCGGGUCAAUAUCAGCAAGGUCGCGUUGAGGGUUCGGGCGGAGUUUGCGGCGAUGAGCAGGGAGGAGAAGAUGGCGCUUAUCGAGCGAGAGGGGCGGCCUGCCGGGCACGAGCGGGGACGUGCAGAUUGGGCGAGCGGUUCGGGAGCAGCAGGAUCAGCUUCGGUAGUCAAGGACGGCGUCACCAUCGCUGGAUCGUGGAGCUUCAAGCCCCCGCCAGACACAUCGGGAUCGGGGCUGGUCUCGAGACCCAGGUCCCCCGCUUCAGACGCGGAAACAGACGGCCUGGUCAUCGAACACCCUCCCGAUCGAUACCGCGGCGUCGCCCUCCGUCACGUGUCGACCGAAAUGGUCGAUCAAUGGAACAUGAUGCUCCCUCAGCUCACACACAAGCCGGCGCUCCACCGACUCAUCUUUCAGCAAAUCAUGGCGGACGCGCAUGCCACGACCGAGCCGUACGCGGGCGAGAUCUUCGUCACGAAUUCGGCAGGGAGUGUGGAUGCGGCCCCCGAGAUCCAGUAUCAGUACGGCAAUGAGGUGAUGUACCACCCGGGCGUGCCGGAUCCGGAUACGGGGACGGGGUGCGGGUGCGUGGGACCGUGUAAUCCGAAUGAUGGUGGGUGUCGGUGUGUCCGGAGGCAGGAGCUGUACUUCGCUAUUAUUGGCAUGACGGGUUUUGCGUAUAAUGAAGAUGGGACGGUCAAGAACCUUUCAUGUCCGAUUUGGGAAUGCGGACCGAAUUGCGGCUGUCCUCCUAGCUGCAUGAACAGGCGCAUCCAAAGAGGCAGAGGCAAAAAUAUCGAGCUCGACCUCUUCAAGACUCGCCAGAAAGGCUGGGGCGUCAAGACCAGGCAAAACAUCCCCAUUGGGACUUUUGUGGGCAUGUACUCGGGAGAGCUCAUACCGCACUACGAGAGUGACCGGCGGGCGACUUUGUACGAUGAUCAGAUCGGGCGGACGUACCUGUUUGACUGCGAGGGCUGGCAUAUCCGACAUCCGCCUGAUUUGAAUGAGUUGUGUCAGGUCGAUCCGAGGCUGGCGGAGUUGGCGGCGCAGACGGUGGAGCGGUAUGAGGCGGCCGUGGAACUUGCGGGUGUUGCGGAAUUGACGGACUAUUCGAAGUACAGUGUCGAUGCGUUUCAUUAUGGCUACACUCGAUAUUUCAAUCACUCUUGCGACCCUAAUCUGAUCAUCACCCCGGCCUAUGUCUAUGACUAUCAUCCGGAACGUCCCAAGCUCAUCAUGUUCGCCCGAAAGAACAUAGCCGCCGGAGAAGAGAUGUGUAUCUCGUACCGAGGCUCCGACUCGGAGGAUGAUGCGGCACCUGUCAAACCUCGCAAGAAGACCUACAAGAGGCCGCGGACCAAGAGGGUCGGGGCACGCCGUAUGGGCGCGAGCAAAGCUGGGUCCAAGGCGGCUUUGGAGCGUUGUCGCUGUGGCGCUCCGAAUUGCAAGGGCUUCAUGUUCCCGCAAUAG